AUGUAUAGCUCGUGUAGUUGGUUAGUCACAAAACGUGAUGCCUUAGACACCUGCUCAAAAGACAUUAGAAUUGUAUUUAUAAACAAUCGGAUAAUCUCGAAGAAGCACAAUCGAGAAGUCAACAAAAAUUGUCAAAUCAAGAGCAGGGAAAAUACCAGGAAUUCAAAUGAUAGAUCAUUCAGAUUACUGCCCCCUAUUCCAAAUGUGGAUGCAUUGAUUGCCGAGAAAUCAUCUCAUAACAAAAUCUCGCAAUCAUGCCCAUCUCGUGACAAUUCCACGAAGACUAUCAAAGAACCUGCAAGACAAAUUAAACGAAAUACAUUUUUAGUGCACGAGCCCAGCAUCUUCACUGUAUCUGACAAUAAGGAAAUACAUGACAAUAAGGACGUAUGUGACAAUAAGGAAACCAGUUCUUCAGAUUUCACCAUGGAUGGCGUCGCAAAUAAAGCAAUCAAUAAUGAGUCACCGACAUCAGGAUCUGCUCCUAUACACGAGUAUGAUUUCUACGAGACAGACACGCGUGAAGAUGAUAGUCUUACCCAAAGUGAGAAAUGCGGAGUGGAGAGUGUUAAGAUUACUUUUCAGCAUUCAAUAUCUCAGUCGACGGACUCAGAGUGCGAUGACAGACUAGAAAACAUGUACACUGAACCCUUAAGUACAGUUGAUUACCUUUCGCCAUUCGACAACAUGGCUAUUGAUCUAGCCCAACAUACCGAUGCCGAAAGACUCAAAAGACCCACAAGUCUUUCUUUUGAGGAGACCGAUGGCUACGUGCCGUCUUUACGGAGGAAUAAAACAGCUUUAAGACGGGCUCGCUCAGGAAAGCUAGAAAAUGGAAGCAUAAUGGACUACAUUAGCAUUAGCAUGGUCAGUCCUGAUUUAGCGGAUAAGGUAAUGGACUGGGCAAUUCAACCGAAAUCCCCCAGCGAAAGUAAACUGAGUUUGCCUGAGAAGCAACCGAAUAAAUGUAAAUGUAUAUAUUUCAAGAAUCUCUGGGCAUUCCUGAUUGCAUUCAUUAUGUGUAUUGCACUCGCUGCCCUUAUCUUCUACACAGAAGGCUACUUUGUCCCGAAAGAGAUAAAGACUCCAGCAACCAAUGGGACCAAUUUAAAACUAUCUGAUGUUGUUCCACUGGUCACUGAUAACAAACACAACGGAACGGUUUCAAACGUAACAUACCCAACGGUAGAAGAGUCCAAACUACCUCCAAAAGUCAGUAUUAAUUGGCCACCAAAUGCUGGCUUAGCGUUUGCAUUAGCGAUAACCUUAUUGAUUGCUUUCGCUGUUGCGAUAUCCAAACGGGCUCGUUGUAUAGCUCUGUUGACACUUCCCGGCAUAACAACCUCUCGUGGUAGAGCGAUUAUGUUGACGAUUAUAUUACGACUGUUGGUUACUGGUCCAAUAACGAAUACAUUGGACAAUGCAAAGAAAAUCCCCGAAGCGACAUCGUGUCAAGUUGAAAUGUUAAGCAAAGAGGUGAAGGCCAUUCAAUCAGAUAUCUUAGCGAGAAUUCAUGAAUACAGUAAGGAGUUUGAAGAAACGGCGAGAAGAAUGUUUGCACUUCAGAUUGAGACGUUAAAAAGAAUUAUUGAUGCCCCGAUACGAACCUUGGAGAGUGUGUUAUCAGGGUUUCAGAAUAUCAAAAUUGAUAUCAGUGGCGUGAAUGCAAGUAUAAUUGUAAAUAAUAUAACAUUCUAUGCUCAUGACGUCGAGGAUUAUGCAAAUGAAGUUGAUGCGAUUCGUUACUUUGAGCGCCCUAAUGUAACGGGAACUGACAGUCUCUCUACUCUUGGUGGUAAACUUAGUGCCGAGUUUGAAGACAAAACGUAUGUUAUCCGCCAAGUGUUGUCUGUUCUAGGUAGUGUCCUCUCUGUGUCCGUUCUUUUAGUGUUCAUCCAAGCGUGUUGUUAUCACCGUGGUUACAGGCGUCAUCUCGACCAUGACAAUAUUUACAUAACACACGGAUUCAAGAAGUUAGAUCAAGAAAGACGGGGACACUUGAAAAAGACAUUACUUCCUUUGCGGAGGAAGGAGCGAUCUCAGUUGAUUGAUUCCACAUCGUGUUGUUUAUCAGGACAAGAACGUGUGGCGAUCCUUUGGGGCUUAAUCAUCAUUCUACCAUUCUUGGCAGCUGCUGUUCUCUUAAUCGGACUUGAUUUUGUUUUAUACCGAACACUGGAGGUGAUUCGCAAGGAAGCUAAUGUGACUGUGUCUAUAGAUGGCGGUAGUGGAUUCAAAAUUGUUCUUAAUGAUACCAGCCCCCGUAUCAAGCAGCUGUACUAUCAAGAGGUACCACUGUUGUUCAACAGUAACUCAACGAGUUUCAACUAUUCAAUGGAAAUCAACACCGAGCGAUGUCUGCCCGAUCCAUUGCCUCCAUUCUACGAAAACACCACCAAACUUGGAUACUUAAUCGGUAUGUUCGUUGGUAUUUUUGUCUUGACAAUUUUACAGUCGUACGGAAUACGACUCCAACAUAAGAUCGCGGCGACGUAUUACCCGAUACGAGAACAACAACGAGUCGUUUAUCUUUACCAUAACAUGAUGACGCAACGUGUGACGUUCGCGCAACUAUUACUGGGAAAAUUCAUGAACCGAAACAAAUUCGUCGAUCAGGAUAUAGGAUUUCGACGAUGGCUUGCAGCUAAAAGUCCACGUUUCGGUCGAGUAAUGAAAACGAUAGGAAUGCUUACUGAACAUUCAUGCGUGAGUUGUGGCUCAUUGAAGAAUCUGAGACAGAUCAGUGAUGAAUGGUGUUGUCGAACGUGCAUCAAUCGUUUAGACAAAACUAGCAAAACAAUUAGCAAGUCGCUGAGUAUUAAAUCUACUCCCACCAAAUAUUCCACAUUGCCAAAUACACAUGUUAUUUAA
This is a messenger RNA of Owenia fusiformis, 2871 nucleotides long. Lineage: Eukaryota; Metazoa; Annelida; Polychaeta; Sabellida; Oweniidae. The record is from the annotation of a GenBank genome assembly.